This is a messenger RNA of Galeopterus variegatus (Sunda flying lemur), 3392 nucleotides long. It is a transcript of the gene PRMT2IP, whose product is annotated as chromosome unknown open reading frame, human C15orf39. Lineage: Eukaryota; Metazoa; Chordata; Mammalia; Dermoptera; Cynocephalidae. The transcript is spliced from 2 exons. The record is from RefSeq and is a predicted model, not a curated record. Bases 170 to 3298 code for a protein of 1042 amino acids.
CAUCGGUUAGGUGCCAGGUUCUUAGGUGUGGCAGUGAGCCCAUGAGAGUAGCAGCCCUCUAUUGCUUGCCUGUCACCUGUUUUUCUGACAGCCCCUACCUCUCUCCCUCUCUCUCCCAGGUCAGCAGUUGAAUAGCAGGGGCCCAGGAGGGCUUGAAGCCUACACAGCAAUGGCAGAGAAACGGCCACUGGGGACCUUGGGGCCAGUGAUGUAUGGCAAGCUGCCUCGCCUAGAGGCAGACUCAGGGCCUGGGCACAGCCUACCCGCCUCUGCUGGAAACCAGGACUCCUGCAGCUACAAGGGUGCCUACUUCUCCUGUCCCAUGGGGGGUACUCCCAAGACAGCAUCUGAGCGGUUGGCAUCCUGGACCCCCUAUCCAACCUUGUAUCCUACCAGCAUGGCAGGACCCCCACUUCGGGCAGACGACCUGUUGACCAACUGCCUGCUCUACCGCUCACCAGAAGGCUCUGAAAAGAUGCAGGACUCUGGCCCUGUUGAGCUUCUGCCCUUCAGUCCCCAGGCUCAUUCAUACCCAGGCCCACCACUGGCUGCACCCAAACCUGUCUACCGCAACCCUCUGUGUUAUGGGCACCCCACUUGCCUGGGAGAAGGGGCAGCAAAGAGGUCACUGGACGCUGACUGGACCCUGGUGACUGGGCCUCUGUUGUCUUCAGCUGACCCAUCGUGUUCUCUGGCCCCAGCUCCUGGCAAGGGCCAGUCCCUGGAUGGCACCUUCUUGCAUGGGGUACCAGCUGGGGGAUCUGGCAAAGACUCCUCGGUUAGCUUCUCCCCGUGCCAAGCAUUCCUGGAGAAGUAUCGGAGCAUCCACAGCACAGGCUUCCUGCCCUCCAAGUACACAGGUCCUUACUCUGGGGACCCCAAGCAGGCAAUGUCCGAGGGGCCCUCAGGUUCUUGGACCCAGCUGACCCAGUCCCUGGGGCCACCCUGUCAGGAUGCAAUGCCCACCCAUUACUCACUGCCCCACCCUCCACAGGCCCUGCCUUGCCCUCCAGCCUGUCGCCACCCAGAGAAACAGGGCAGCUACAGCUCAGUGCUCCCACUACAGCCUCUGGGAGCCCACAAGGGUACUGGGUACCAGGCUGGUGGGCUAGGCAGCCCUUACCUGAGGCAGCAGGCAGCCCAGACUCCCUACAUACCCUCAGUGGGGCUGGACACUUAUUCCUACCCCUCUGCCCCGCUCCCAGCACCCUCACCAGGCCUCAAGCUGGAGCCCCCUCUUGCUCCACGGUGCCCACUGGACUUUGCCCCCCAGACAUUGGGUUUUCCUUAUGCCCGGGAUGACCUCUCUCUCUAUGGAGCAUCCCCAGGGCUUGGAGGGACACCACCUUCUCAGAACAGUGUGCAGGCUGUGCCACAGCCUGGUGCCUUCCAGCGGGCGUGCCAGCCUUUGCCAGCCAGCCAGCCGUGCUCAGGGCCUGUGAGGCCCACAGAGAAGCCAACACAGGAAUCUGAGGAGAAGACGUGGUUGCCUAGUUGCAGGAAAGAGCAACUCCAGUCCCGGCUUGAUGAGCACCCUACGGUGCCCAUUGUCAUCCGAGACAGUCCAGUUCCCUGUACCCCACUGUCACUCCCACCCUGUGCUCAGGAGCAUGAAUCCCUUCCACAGAAGGAGGGUGACAGGCCACCCAGCUCUCCUCCAAUGCCUGUGAUUGACAACGUCUUUAGCCUAGCUCCCUACCGUGACUACCUGGAUGCGCAGGCACCGGAGGCCACAGCUGAGCCUGACUCAGCCCCAGCCACCAAAGAGAGCCAUGACAAAGACUUGCCUGCCCAGGAGGGCCCCUCAGGGGCUCACAGCUCACUUAGAGAGGAGGUGGCACUGGACUUGAGUGUAAAGAAGCCCACAGCAGAGACUUCGCCUACCAAGGUCCCUAGUCCUGCAGUACAUGCCAGCCCCCCUGCAGCCACAGGUGUGCCAGAUGUGGGGAACACAGAGUCAGAUCUGCCAGGCCUGAAAAAGAUAGUCACAGAAGCACCAGGGUUGCCUGGUGUGCCAGUGACCCCGGAGGCCAUGCCAAGGACCAACUUCCACAGCUCUGUGGCCUUCAUGUUCCGGAAAUUCAAGAUCCUCCGUCCGACACCCUUGCAUGCAGCCGUGGUUCCGGCCACGCCCACCUCAGCUCCUGCCCCUGUGCAGCCUGCACCCACCCCCACAUCUGUGCCCAUUGGGCUACAGAUUCUUGCUCAGCCCUUGCCUGUGGCAUGCUUCAACCUGGCACUGCCCAGCCCUCCAGCCAUAGCUGUGGCCACCCCGGCCCCAGCUCCUGCUCCAGCUCCAGCUCCUGCUCCUGCCCCAGCCCCAGCUCCUGCUCCUGCUCCAGCUCCAGCUCCAGCUCCAGCUCCAGCUCCAGCUCCAGCUCCAGCUCCAGCUCCAGUCACAGGCCCUGCUCCAACUUCUACUCCAGCCCCAGCGGACUCGCCAGAACAGCACUUUACUGGGCUGCAUGCCUCCCUUUGUGAUGCUAUCUCAGGCUCAGUGGCCCACUCCCCACCAGAGAAGCUGCGUGAGUGGCUUGAGAUGGCAGGGCCAUGGGGCCAGGCUGCGUGGCAGGACUGCCAGACUGUACAGGGGCUGCUGGGUAAGCUGCUGUCCCAGCUGCGGAGCUUUGUGUGCUCCCAGUGGUGCCCCUUCCCCCACGUGGUGCGAGCUGGUGCCAUCUUUGUGCCCAUCCACCUGGUGAAGGAGCGGCUCUUCCCGCAGCUGCCACCUGCCUCUGUGGACCACGUGCUCCAGGAGCAUCGUGUGGAGCUGCGGCCCACAACGCUGUCGGAGGAGCGGGCACUGCGGGAGCGUGCCCUGCAUGGCUGCACGUCGCGCAUGCUGAAGUUGCUGGCGCUGCGCCAGCUGCCUGACAUCUACCCUGACCUGCUGGGCCUGCAGUGGCGCGACUGUGUACGCCGCCAGCUGGGUGACAUUGACACUGAAGCUGGAGCUGCGUCCCCCUCAGAACCCACCAUGGCCAGAGAUGAGCCAGAGAGCCUUUCCCUGGCUCAGAAGUCACCGGCCCCCAAGGUCAGGAAGCCAGGGAGGAAGCCACCAACCCCUGGCCCAGAGAAAGUGGAGGCAACCAGAGGGGGAGGGUCCCGUGGUGCCUCACCUAACCCUGCUGCCAGCAUCAGCCCACCCGGCCCCACACUGAGGGCCCGCUUCCGCAGCCUGCUGGAAACUGCCUGGCUCAAUGGCCUAGCACUGCCAACCUGGGGCCACAAGGCCUCAGGACCAGACCGGCCCUCACCCCGCCCACAGCUGCUGGGCAGCCAGAGCCACCACCUUUAGUGUUGGUCACCAGUACUGUGUGGGCAGCUACCUGUCUGGGGAUCACCCUACCCCUCCCUUCUGUCUGCCCAGCUGCUCAGGUCAGGAGUGGGUG